Messenger RNA from Xyrichtys novacula (pearly razorfish), 246 nucleotides. The record is from the annotation of a GenBank genome assembly. Lineage: Eukaryota; Metazoa; Chordata; Actinopteri; Labriformes; Labridae.
AUGCGGACAGGGAGCUGUCACACUGACGGGGGCUUGACACAUGAAAAUGAGACCCCGAUCCGCAUGCUGGGAUUGAGAAGGGAGACUGGGAGGGACCGGGAGGAUGAAGAAGUGAAAGAGGGGAAGAAGGAGGAGGAGGAGGAAGAAGAGGAGGAGGAGGAGGAGGGUGGCCUACCAGCUGUCAGAGGACUGAGUGACAGGUCAAGGACGGUGGCUGAGCAGCAAAACUCCUCCAAGGGCCUUUGA